GAAGAAGUGGGGGGAAAUUCAGGAAAAGGUAUCUGUGGUGUAAUUAUGUUUGAUUUCUUAAUUUUAUGUCAAUCUUUCAAGAUCAAGCCUCUUAAAUGUUCUAUAAUCUAAAACCUCUUGACAGGAAAAAGGAGGUGGUGAGACAGAUGCAGGCUCAUCAUUUGCAAACCCCCGGAGGAUGCUGUUUCUCCAUCAGCACAUCGUCCUUUCUUCACAGCAUGGGGACAAUCUCACAGUGUCUGUUUCACAUCAAAGAGGACGGCCCUGAAACGGUGACAGUGAUGAAUGCAGAGAAAACAUGCUCGCGCUCAGCCUGUCGCCUCACCUUUUCACAGCGCGCGGUGAACGGAAGAUAAGACAACCAACCGGUGUGACAAUGCUCAGCCGGUGCCUCAAACGUAUUCACAGAGCGCCCCCUGUCGGAGGAAACGAGAGCUAGAGACAUCAAGGAGCCUCGAAGAGGAAAAAAACAUGGAAGAUGAGAAGAAGAGGAAGCUGAAGGAGAAAUUUGGCCUGAGGCGGGACAUCUUUAAGGAGUUCCUAGCGGAAUUUCUGGGAAUAUUCGUCCUCAUCCUCUUCGGAUGUGGUUCAGUGGCCCAGACGGUGCUGAGUAAAGGGGGUCUUGGGGAGCCUUUGACCAUCCACAUAGGUUUCACUCUGGGCGUCAUGAUGGCCGUCUACAUGGCAGGGGGAGUGUCAGGAGCUCACGUGAACCCUGCAGUGUCUCUGGCCAUGGUGAUCCUAGGGAAGCUGUCUCUGAAGAAAUUCCCCAUCUAUGUGCUGGCCCAGUUCCUGGGGGCUUUUGCUGGAUCUUGUGCUGUCUAUGGGCUUUAUUAUGAUGCUUUAAUGGAAUUUACCGAUGGACAGUACAUUGUUAUGGGUACAAAUGCUACAGCCGGCAUAUUUGCAUCUUAUCCAGCAAAACACCUCUCAGUGCUAAAUGGAUUUGUUGAUCAGGUAAUUGCGACUGGUGCGUUGAUUCUGUGCAUCCUGGCCAUCACUGACAAGAGGAACAUUGGGGCUCCUAAAGGCGUGGAGCCGCUGUGCAUUGGCCUGAUCAUCAUGGCCAUUGGAGUGUCCAUGGGUCUAAACUGUGGUUAUCCCAUCAACCCAGCACGAGACCUGGGCCCACGGUUCUUCACAGCUGUGGCCGGGUGGGGCAUGGAAGUAUUCAGUGCUGGAGGCUGUUGGUGGUGGAUCCCUGUGGCAGGACCCAUGGUAGGCGGUGCAGUUGGAGCCGGCAUCUAUUUUCUCUUCAUAGAGCUACAUCACACUGAGCCUGAAAAACAGGAGGAGAACAACGUCCAAGACAAAUAUGAAAUGGUAACAGUAAGUUAAAUGUCAGGUUUAAGGUUGCUAGCAAAGCAACUUUUCUUAUCUUAUAACUUACACUCAGAAAGCUAAAAUGUUCAUCAGGUGAAACAUUUUUAUACAUUUAUACAACAUUCCUGGGAAAACAAAGCAUGCAUUUGACAUUUUUCAACUAUGCAUGAAUGUUUCAUAAAGCCUUUAAAAUCGCUUUCAAUAAAAAAUGUGUUUUGUGAGGUUUCUGGUCGAACUGACAGGGCUCUUUCAUGAAUCAACAUAUUAGACUUGCUUGUUGAGACUUAUUCUCUUGAGACAUCAAACUUUUCUUCUAUUCGAUAUCACACAUUUUUAAGGAGCCACUGCUCCAUUACAGCCGUAUAGAAUUCUUUUAGGUGUCAGAAUCAUCUCCACAUUAGAAAUAAUUGCCAAGCUUCUCUAAUGUAUGGUUGUUUAUAACAGAUGCAUGUAGCACUUAGAAAACCGAGGAGUUCAUAUGAAAGUGUAGUCAUUUUGUUAUUUUUAGCUUUGUGUUACAGAGUUGAUGAAUGUUGACUAACUUCGUUUUGCAUGUAUGUUAAAGACUUAUUUGGGAUUGAUUGUGUUAUCUUAUUGUGUUGUAGCUUUUAUUACACUUUUAUUUAGCAAACCCAGCCUUAAAAUGAUCAUACUCACAUUACUGACAUUUUCUAGUGGGUUGACACACAAACUUUUGCUUUAUUCCUAAAAAACAGAUAUACCACCAGAUUUACCAUUUUUACAUUUGUGUAAACCCUCUUUAAGAGAUUAAAUGCACUGCAUACAAAGUUAUUGUGAAAGAGCACAAGGGUUGCACAAUGCAUCAGAAAACAAGACAAUCACUUUUUUAAUGUGCUUUUGUCACACAGAAGAAGUUGAGUCAGUGGGACAGCGUCAAAGAUUUUUCUUAAGUGUCCACAAUGAAACAUGCAAUCUUGUCCUGUCAUGAACUAAUCUCUUUUUCUGUUUUUUUUUCUUGUUGUUGAUUAUUUCCAGUUGCUUUUCUAAGGUAGUUUGUUAACAUUAUUUUCUCAAGUAUUACAUGUCUGAAUAAGCUAUUUUUGUUUUACAUUAUUACAUUAUCUACUGAGUAAAGGUUGAUUAUAUGAUUUGUUUGUUCACACUUGACAUGUAGGUUUUCAAAACAAAAAGUGUUGUUAGUAGAGUUUUUGUGAUACACAAAUGAAACAAUAUGCAACGAUGAUGC
Cheilinus undulatus (humphead wrasse) is the source of this 2530-nucleotide messenger RNA. RefSeq names its product aquaporin 9b (gene aqp9b). The transcript is spliced from 7 exons. The record is from RefSeq and is a predicted model, not a curated record. Gene Ontology annotation, molecular function: urea transmembrane transporter activity; glycerol channel activity; water channel activity. Gene Ontology annotation, biological process: water transport; glycerol transmembrane transport. Gene Ontology annotation, cellular component: plasma membrane; basolateral plasma membrane. Bases 472 to 1338 code for a protein of 288 amino acids. NCBI's taxonomy places the organism in Eukaryota, Metazoa, Chordata, Actinopteri, Labriformes, Labridae.